CAGCAUAAGAUAUCAAACUAUAAUAGAAUAAUGUCGACAGGAAAAAUAAAUAUCAUAGUACAAGAACCACGCCUAUAUUACUAGUACUAUUUACCUUUAAUCGUAUUUUUUUUUUGGCCGGCUUGAAUUAAAAUGCUAAAAAGCCACAAUACGUGAGAGAGAGAAGAAAAAAAGUUAUUAUUAGAAAAAUAUUUGAAAAAUACAAAUGAAAGAAAACAAGAUAAAAGAGUAAAGCAAAGCAAAAGCAGAGAAUAACUCUUAUUCGCUUCUUUGCCAAGCAAUCCCCCAAAACCUCUCAAUUUCUUUCUUCUUUCUCCUCCUCAAGCAAAGAUCAUCAUCUCACGAAAUGUCAGAUUCAAUUCACCGGAGAAAAGUUCCGACUCCGGUCGGAAAUGGAGGUCGGAGCUCCAGGACGAGACGAACAGCUUUCCGAUAUGUUUCCGACAAGAAUAGUCUCUCUAAAUCGAGUAAUAAGGUUUUUGAACGAAGCUUCUCAGAACCGAGUCUAAAUCGUCGCCGCGAUGGAGACAGUAAUCACUUGCGACGACCAUCGCCGAUGAGAGGUUUACCACUGGAAGAAUCCGAACCGAUCGUUUACUUGCCACGGAUUCGCUCUGAGGUUUUCGCUUCUUCUCCGUCGUUGUUGAACUUCUCUUCGCCGUCGUCUUUAUCUCCGAUCAAUCAAGAGGGUAAUACAAAAGAAGCACCAAAAGUAGUAAUCAGUGUAGCAGUAGAAGGAAGUCCUGGACCUGUAAGAGCAAUGGUUAAAUUGAGUUGCAACGUCGAGGAAACGAUCAAAAUUGUCGUGGACAAAUACUGCAAAGAAGGACGAACUCCAAAACUCGAUCGAGAUUCUGCUUUUGAAUUGCAUCAGUCACAUUUUAGCAUUCAGUGUUUGGAGAAAAGAGAAAUAAUAGGAGAAAUAGGAAGUAGAAGCUUCUACAUGAGAAAGAAAGCUCAUGAAACCGAAGGUUCGUUUGUCGGGACUACUCCGGUGAGAACUACCCUAAUUUCGUCGUCGAAUUUGAUCGGAUCGUACAUUGCUCAGUUAAUAGGGAAAAUCAUGAGGAGAACAAGACAGAUAUGGAACAUAUUGGUCUGUGUGCAAUGAGAUAGAGACCAAAGUACACUUUUGAGCGUGGGACAUAAUAUUUUUAGUUUGUAUUUGCUCCAAAUCUCAUCAAAUAAGGCCUUACUUUAUGAAAGUAUAAUUUAUAGAUGAUCAAGUACAUUUUUUUUU
Molecule: messenger RNA, 1240 nt
Organism: Arabidopsis lyrata subsp. lyrata
Lineage: Eukaryota; Viridiplantae; Streptophyta; Magnoliopsida; Brassicales; Brassicaceae
Exons: 3
Coding region: 347-1111 (254 amino acids)
Source: RefSeq, a predicted model, not a curated record